AGUACGUCUUUAACAAAACAAUCAGGGGCUGGUGGAUAUCAAAUGCGUUCUCUUCGACCAAAAUAUUGUAAAAAAUCGAUUCCUUAAAGCUUUUCGUAGUGUGAUCGCGUUAAAGGAUGGCGGAAAGCGAGGUGGACACGCCGAGCACCCCGAUAGAAUACGAAAACAAAUACUUCGAGUAUCAUGGAGUUCGACUCCCUCCUUUCUGCAGGGGCAAGAUGGACGAGAUCGCCAACUUUUCGUUAAGAAACAGCGACAUAUGGAUCGUCACGUAUCCCAAAUCAGGUACGAGUUUGUUACAGGAGGUAGUGUAUCUGGUGAGCCAGGGAGCUGACCCAGAUGAGAUCGGGCUCAUGAAUAUUGAUGAGCAACUUCCAGUGUUGGAAUACCCACAGCCGGGAUUGGAGAUUAUCCAGGAACUGACAUCGCCUCGUCUGAUCAAAAGCCACCUGCCAUACCGUUUCCUGCCCACAGCAAUGCACAAUGGAGAAGGCAAGGUGAUCUACAUGGCCAGGAACCCUAAAGAUCUGGUGGUGUCCUAUUAUCAAUUUCAUCGCUCUUUAAGAACAAUGAGCUACCGUGGAACAUUCCAGGAGUUCUGCAGACGAUUCAUGAAUGACAAGUUGGGAUAUGGCUCCUGGUUUGAACAUGUUCAGGAGUUCUGGGAGCAACGCAUGAACUCCAAUGUUCUCUUUCUGAAAUACGAGGACAUGUACAAGGAUCUGGGCACCCUGGUGGAGCAGCUGGCACGGUUUCUGGGUGUUUCCUGUGAUAAAGCGCAGCUGGAGAGUAUGGUGGAGAGCUGCAACCAGCUCAUAGAGCAGUGCUGUAACUCUGAGGCCCUGUCCAUCUACCGGGGUCGUGUUGGGCAGUGGAAGGACAUUUUCACUGUGUCCAUGAAUGACAAGUUUGAUAAUGUGUACCUACAGAAAAUGGCAAAGUCUGACCUUACCUUCGACUUUAAUGUGUGAGGAGGCGACUCAGUCUGUGGACUAUCUGUCAACUGUUUAAGGAACAAACCAACCAAUCAGUUCACCUGCUGAUCUGCUGUGCUUAAUGUCACCUGAUGGACAUUCCCCGUCAUUGAGAUUUAAUCUUUACAUCCCUACCCCUUUUGCUCUUAUUAGUUACACAAAUGUUACUUCUUGGAACUAAUACAAAGUCCAGUCCUAAUGCUUUGUUCAGACAGGGAGCAAAAAUCUGAUUUUAGUGCAUAUCUGACUCAAAUCUGAAUUUUUGGUAGUCUGAUAAAAAGAAAAACCCGAUCCAAGCCUCAUCCAAAUGUGGUUUCAAAUUAUUAUUUGUUUUUGGAAUGUGUCUCAGUCUGAACGGUCAGAUUGGAUUUAAUAUUUUUCCGUCAUAUAGGAAGCAACGCUUAUCUGCACAAUAUUUUUCGGAACUGUGUCCGAGUACAACCAGUUUACUAUAUUUUCACAGUCAUUCCUAAAAUUCAGAUUUAUAAUGUGUGCCCAAAUAUUAGGCAAGUGAGUAUUCUGAUCUUAUCAUUAUUUCCGUGUACAUUUUCCAACUCCAAACCAUAUAAACUUGAAUGCUUAUUGGAUUCAAUCAUUUUCAGGUGAUAUAUAUUUAUGUAAUGAGGGAAGGUGUGGAGAAAGUGACUAACACCUUAUAUCAAGGUGUGCAUAAUUAUUGGGCAUCUUCAUUACCUCAGGUAAAAUGGGGCAAAAAAGUGAUUUAACUGACACAGAAAAGUCAAAUAUUGUAAAAUGCCUUUCAGAUGGAUGCAACACUCCUGAAAUAGCUACACUAUUGAGGUGUGAACACCAGACAAUCAAUAGUUUUGUUGCGAAUAGUCAUCUGGGACCAACUGCAAAAGACUUGAGAAGAAUUAAACAUGAAGCUACCAGGAACCCAUUAUCCUCCCAUAAUGCUACCAUAUUCCAUAACUGCAACCUACCUGGAGAGUCCAGAAGUACAAGGUGUCAAGUGCUCAGAGACAUGGACAAGGUCAAGAAGGCUGAAGCACAACCACCACUGAAUAUAUUCACAAGCUUAAGCGUCAAGAUUGGGCAAAGAAAUACAUGAAGACAGAUUUUUCAAAGGUUUUGGACAGAUGAAAUGUGAGUGACUCUUGAUGGACCAGAUGGAUGGGCCCGUGGCUGGAUCACUAAUGGACACAGGGCACCACUUCGAGUCAGGUGCCAGCUAGGUGGAGGAGGGGUACUGGUAUGGGCUGCUCUCAUUAAUGAUGAGGUAGUUGGACUUUUUGAGUUGAAGAUGGACUGAAACUCAACUUUCAAACCUACUGCCAGUUUCUGGAAAGUACUUUCUUCAAGCAGUGGUACAGGAAGUAGUGUUCAGCAUUCAAGAAGGCCAUGAUCUUUAUGUAGGACAAUGCUCCAUCACAUGCAUCCAAGUACUCCACUGAUUGGCUAGCCAGUAAGGGCCUCAAAGAUGCCCAAAUAAUGACUUGGCCUCCUUCUUCACCUGACUUAAAUCCUACUUGUAGGCCCUUCUCAAAUGUGAGAUUUACAGUGAGGGAAGACAAUACACCUCUUUGAACAGCAUUUGGGAGACUCCAUGGAUGGAAGGCUCAUGGCAGUUAUUGAAUAGAAGGGUGGCUAUAUUGCUCACUGAAAGGCCAAAUAUUUUAUUUAAUUGUCAUUUUGUGUUACUUAUUUGUUGCACCUACUCUAAAAAUUGAGAAUAAACAAUUGAGUUGGGAGAAAUUAUUUGUGUAAUUUAGUUGCCUAAUAAUUGUGCACACUAAUAGAUGCCUAACAAUUGUGCACACUUAUAUAUCCCCCCGAGAAAGACAAAACUCACUUUUUCUUUGUUAAACAUUCAGGUUUGAGGUUCAAUAACAUUUUGGAUUCACUGAGAGCAUUGUGUUUGUCCAACAAUAAAAUUAAUCCCGAGGAAUACAAUUUGUCUAAUAAUUGGGCACGCAGUGUUAAAACCAAAUCGGAUUUGGUGCAGUGCGAAGAAAGUCUAACAGGCAUUUUCAGAGCUUUCUAUUGUGUGUAUUUGUAUAAGCAGCAGUGCUUUAGACUGAAGUGUGAGCACAGUGCUUGUUGCGUUUGUACAUGUUACAGAGCUAUUCAUAUCCCAAAGGCUCUCAUGAAAUGUGUAUAUAUUAAAAAUCAUCAAUAAAUUAUUUUAGACUAUAUUCUAUAUGCUAAAAACUAAAACCCAUAUAACAAACUCUCAGAGAAAAUUGUUGUCUGACCGUCUGAGUGUUUGAAUUUCUCAGGAGGAUUCUUUCAAAUCAUCGACUACCCGCUGCAACACAUGCAGUCAUCCAAUCACAUCUCAGGUAGUGGAAACCUGACCCUCAUAAUGAAUGCUGAUUGACAACUGUCCAAAAUAUCUCUAAGUAUGUCUGUAUUCUAAUAUCUUUUCUUUUCAUGCACCUGUUUUUAAUGGCUAUACAGCUUUGACUUAAAUUCCUGUACAGCUAUUCAUUUACAAUGCAGUAAAUGUACUGAAUGUUUUUGUUAACUUUACUCACUUGUGCAUGUUUUGCAUCUGGGAACUUGCACCUGCGAGAGUGUGGCUAUAAUUUCUACACAUUGCAUUGCACAAUCUCCCUCCGGCCCAGUCUGUGAAUCUGCCUAAAUGCGAAGGAAGAACAUUUAGGGAACAUUUUACACUCAGUUACACGCAUUUCAUGUUAUAAUGUGUCAGAAGUGUUGUUAUGAGCAGGUAUCUCAUAAUUAGAUCAUUAUGUCUCAGUUUUAAAGCAUAAAAGAUGCAUUAAGGUAAAAACGUUUCUUCGAAAUACCAGCACUCAUAACUGUCAGGUUUAAUCUCACAAAUGUUCACAUAUCAAUCAAGAAGCUCCAGAGGUUCACCUCAUCACAGGCCCAAAACUCUGAAUUGAAUCCUUAAUUAAAUUUCCAUGCAUUUUCUCUUUCAUUAUGGCCAGUAUCACGUCCCCUUUCCAAUAAUUGCUUCUUGCCUCUGGAUUUAUUUGUCUGGUGCCACUAAAUGUCAAGAAACAUAACUCUUAUAGACGCUAAAUGGGGACUCAAUAUUGAUUUCUUUUCAUUCUUGCUUGCUGGUUUAUUAAUAAAGUGACAUCUUCGGGCCUUGAGGUUCAGUUUGCAUACUGUGUCUGUUUUUGCAAUGUCGCUAUUUAGAUGAUGAUGAUAAUGAUGUUUAUUAAUUAAUGCUUUCUUUUCUAAUUUUUUGCCUUAGAGCAUUACUGGUAAAUAUGUAUCAAAAGGCUGUUAAUACAAAGAGUGGCUUAAUUCUGAGCUUCUGGAUUAACAACAGUUGGAAACUGAAGCAUGCUGACUACAAAGGGUUACUAAAUGAGCACAGAUGGCACCAAAGUUCAUUGAAGUUCCUAUGGCAACAAAUCAGCGCCUGUGAUACACAGUGUGUCAUUUAAUUUGCCAGUCAAAUAUAUAAAAAUAAAUCAGUGCUGAAAAUGACAGCAAGUGUUGACAAGGAUCUCUCAUUAGUAUAAGAAAAUUGUGAAACACAAAGUAACGUUGUGUUUUUCAAUAUUACUUAAUGCACAUUUCACAAGAAUAGCUUAGUAAUAUUAAAAGAGCCAAAUCAUUCUGUAUCACAUUUAAAUAAAUACAUGCAUGCAUGUACUGUAAGCAAUGUUUUAUCAGGCAAACUAACAAAUGUGCUUCUUGUGAUAACAUCUAAAUGAACUGCUUUUAUUCAAGUCAUAAAUAUAAUUUAAUAAGGCAUAUUUAGCCUACUUUA
This is a messenger RNA of Xyrauchen texanus (razorback sucker), 4686 nucleotides long. Its product is annotated as sulfotransferase 4A1-like. The transcript has 7 exons. Gene Ontology annotation, molecular function: sulfotransferase activity. Gene Ontology annotation, cellular component: cytoplasm. Lineage: Eukaryota; Metazoa; Chordata; Actinopteri; Cypriniformes; Catostomidae. Gene Ontology annotation, biological process: sulfation. The record is from RefSeq and is a predicted model, not a curated record. The coding region runs from base 117 to 971 and encodes 284 amino acids.